AAAUUUCCACGUAAUUCAUUGGCAGUGCGCGGACUCAGUUUUUAACAUGCGUGAAACAAAUCUACAGUUAAUAUUACUAGCAAUAUUAACAUAUACCUUAAACGCAGUUCAAUGCGGUGAGGUGCCACGUCCACGCGGUGUUUCACUAGCAAAGGCGGCCCUGUAUCAGCCACAGGCGGAUGGCAAAUGGAGCUGCCUGGAUGGAAGCAAAACGAUACCAUUUACACAGGUAAAUGAUGAUUACUGUGAUUGCGCUGAUGGCAGCGAUGAGCCGGGCACUUCAGCCUGCCCGCUGGCGCAGUUCCACUGCAUCAACAAGGGUCAUCAGCCUGUGGAAAUACCCAGUUCCCUGGUGCAGGAUGGCAUCUGUGAUUGUUGUGAUGGCAGCGAUGAGUUGCCAGCGGUGGGCUGUGCCAACACCUGCAUCGAGCUGGGCGCCGCUGCGGCCAUUAAACGUCGCAACGAAGCAGAACUGCACAAGCGGGGUGCCGAGAAACGGCAGGAGAUGAUAUCGCGCGGCAAACAAAUGAAGGCGGAUCGUGCGGCACGUCGCUCCGAGUUGAAUGCGCGGAUCAAGGAGCAAGAGUCUUUGAAGGUCGAGAAGGAGCAGCUCAAACAGAACGCUGAAGCUCUGGAAACUGAAGCGGUAGAGGCUUUCAAGGAGCAACAACGAGAGCUGGAUGCAGAGACGGCGCAGGCGGAACAGGAGCCACAGCAAAUGCGCGUUGAGGCAUCCCUCAGCUUUGUGCGCUACGAUACCAACAAGGAUGGCUUCGUGGAGGUAACCGAGCUGAUGGUGGACAUGAACCUAGAUCGCGAUCGCAAUGGUGUUGUGACCGUGGAGGAGGCCAGAUACUUCCUGGAUGAACGUGAUCGAGUGGAUUUGGAUGCCUUCGUUACUUUAGCUUGGCCGCGAAUUAAGCCACUGAAAAUGCUAGCUGAUGGUUUGUUCCAGCCGCCUCAGGCGCCCGCUGAAGAGGAGGAGCUGCCUCAGGCGGCGGACAUAGAGGGCGCUGAGCACCACAACCCAGAGCCAAGUGAGGAACAAGCGGACUUGGAAACUGGUGCUGCCGGCGAAGAAGAAGAGGAUGGCGAAGAUGAUGAGGAUCAGUACGACGACGAAGAGCCCGAUGUGGGCGUUGGUGAAGCAACACCCGAAGUUGAGACAACUACAGCGGCACCGGCCUACGAUCCGGAGACACAGCGUCUCAUUGAGCAGGCCAACGAGGCGCGCAAUGCAUACGAGGAGGUGGCACGUCAAAUACGCGAAAUCGAACACGAAGUCAAGGAGAUUGACGAGCAGGAGGGCAAGGACUAUGGCCCGCACGAGGAGUGGGCGGUGCUGGAUGGCGAGUGCUAUACGUAUGAGGAUCGCGAAUAUGUCUACACGCUGUGCCCCUUCGAUCGUGUCUCGCAAAAGCCUCGCAACGGCGGCGCCGAGACCACUUUGGGCCGUUGGGAUCAAUGGAUUGGCGAGGGCGCCAGCAAAUAUAGCCGGCAAAAGUACACGCAAGGCGCUGCCUGCUGGAACGGACCACAACGCUCCGCCAUAAUCAAUAUCAAAUGCGCAAUGGAGCCACGCAUUACCGCGGUCAGCGAGCCGAAUCGCUGUGAAUACUACUACGAAUUCGAGACGCCCGCUGCCUGCGAUAGCGAUGCCUACACUGCCUCCGCACAGAGCAUGCACGACGAGCUUUAAAACUGCUAUAGCUAAAGAUUGAUUGGGAAUUAACAGAGAGUUUGGCAAUUUUCGGAAUGUAUUCUAGUUUUAAAAGUGAUUGAGAGAGGAAGAAGGAAAAAUGUAACGUGAUUUGCUGAUCA
Molecule: messenger RNA, 1821 nt
Organism: Drosophila novamexicana
Lineage: Eukaryota; Metazoa; Arthropoda; Insecta; Diptera; Drosophilidae
Gene: GCS2beta
Product: glucosidase 2 subunit beta
Exons: 2
Coding region: 47-1699 (550 amino acids)
Biological process (GO): N-glycan processing
Cellular component (GO): glucosidase II complex
Molecular function (GO): protein binding
Source: RefSeq, a predicted model, not a curated record